GUUCUCAUAGAACAAUCCAAUGAGACAACAACUAUUUUCGUGGCUGCUUUACUAGUCUCUAACAAAUACUCUAUUCUUACAACAAUUUCUGAGGCUCCACGAAUCAUUUAGACCAGCGGGCUGUUCUAUUUGCCUUGAAAACCUUGUCUGCAUAGCAGCUUCACCUUGAUAAAUCUAGCGACAGUUAUGGUUUGAAAGGUGAAAAAACAUGCUUGCAACGGGUCCUAAAAGAGGAUCUUCAUCUCCCCGGUUGAGUUUUCGGCAUUAGUAGUACCAGCAUCACGAUGCCUGAUCCCAUGGAAGUCGAUGAGCCAAGGGGUACGAAACGAAAGGCCCCAUCGUCUUCGGCAGAUGAAAACGCUCCACGCCGAAUCAAGGCACUAGACCAAGAUGUUGUAAACAAGAUUGCAGCCGGCGAGAUCAUUGUAGCUCCGGUACACGCCUUAAAGGAGUUGAUCGAGAAUGCCGUCGAUGCAGGCUCGACUUCCAUAGAAGUAUUAGUCAAGGAUGGAGGCCUUAAGUCAUUGCAAAUCACUGACAACGGCCAUGGUAUUAAUAAAGAGGAUUUGCCAAUUCUUUGUGAAAGGUUUACUACGUCCAAACUGAAGAAGUUUGAAGACUUGAGUAAUAUCGGAACAUAUGGUUUCCGAGGUGAAGCUCUCGCUAGUAUUAGUCAUAUUGCUCACUUGACAGUUACUACAAGAACGAAGGAUUCUGAAUGCUCAUGGCGAGCUCGAUACGAUGGGGGCAAGCUGUCCCCUGCGAAGCCCGGUCAAUCGGCUGACCCUAAACCUAUUGCUGGGCGAAUUGGUACACAGCUAUUAGUAGAGGAUUUGUUCUACAAUGUUCCGACACGACGAAGGGCUUUCAGGUCCCCCUCGGAUGAGUUCAACAAGAUCAUUGACAUGGUGGGGCGCUAUGCAAUCCAUUGUGCUAAUGUUGCCUUUUCUUGCAAAAAGCAUGGUGAUGCGGGCACGUCAAUCACAGUACCGCAACAAGCUUCCGUAAUAGACCGCAUCCGCCAAAUUCAUGGAAAUUCCGUCGCGAGCGAACUCAUAGAAUUCAGUGCUUCUGACCAUCGUUGGGGUUUCACGGCUUCAGGGUGGGCCACAAACGCGAACUACCAUAUAAAGAAAACCACACUUCUCCUUUUCAUUAACCACCGCAGCGUUGAGUCGACCAACAUCAAGAAGGCCGUGGAACAGACUUAUUCCGCAUUCCUUCCCAAAAACGGACACCCAUUCGUAUAUCUCAAUCUCGAAAUUGACCCUCAACGAGUUGAUGUCAACAUACACCCGACAAAGCGAGAGGUUAACUUCCUCAACGAGGAUGAAAUUAUCCAAUCAAUAUGUGAAAAUGUCCGCGAUAAAUUGGCCGCAGUCGAUACAAGUCGCACCUUCAUGACGCAGACCCUACUCCCUGGCACCAUGACCGCCGAUACCUCCAAACAAGAUAGUGACAACUCCGUCUUUAAGACGCCCGCUGGACCGCGAAAAACACCAGUUCGACCUGAUGAAAGUAAAAUGGUCAGGACCGAUGCUUCCCUGCGCAAGAUAACUAGUAUGUUUCCGGCUAUAUCGCAAUCCCCGACCCCAGGUACGUUGAGUAAUACCACACGUGAUGUCGCUCAAGAUCCUGUAUACGAAACAACGGACCGCGAACCGAUUAUAUGUCGACUUACUAGUGUGCGUGAGCUUCGCUCUGCCGUCAGAGAUGACAUGCAUCACGAACUAACCGAAGUCUUUGCUAAUCAUACUUUCGUUGGCAUUGUGGACGAAAAACGCCGGCUGGCUGCUAUCCAAGGAGGCGUCAAGUUAUUUCUCAUCGACUAUGGCCGGGCCUGCUUUGAGUACUUCUACCAAGUCGGGCUCACAGAUUUUGGCAAUUUCGGUAUUAUAAAAUUCCAGCCUGGACUAGACUUACGUGAAGUGCUCAAGAUUGCGGCCGAGCAAGAAAAAGCCGUCGCCGAGGAUAGCGAUGCGUUUGAAGUGGAUGAUGUUGUGGAUACAGUGGCAGAGCAAUUAAUUGAGAGGAGGGAGAUGCUGCUCGAAUAUUUCAGCUUUGAAAUAUCUCCGGCGGGGGAGUUAUUGACCAUUCCUCUACUUUUAAAAGGGUAUACACCAUCUAUGGCAAAAUUGCCACAAUUCCUCCUUCGCCUUGGCCCCCACGUAAACUGGACGGAUGAGAAGCUCUGUUUUGAAACCUUCCUCAAAGAACUAGCGACAUUCUAUGUUCCGGAACAACUCCCCACUCUCCCAGGCAACGACGAGACGGAGGAAAACGUCCCCGAUGAGAUCAAAGCAAGAAGGUCUCAAAUCCGUCGUGCGGUAGAACACAUAUUCUUCCCGGCGUUUAAGGCGAGAUUGGUGGCAACCAAAUCAUUUAUGAAAGGCGGCGUACUUGAAUUAGCAAGCCUCAAGGGGCUUUAUAGGGUCUUCGAGCGGUGCUGAUGUCUUCGCGGAGGAUAUGAUACCCAUUAAGAUUGUAGAUACGGAUUAAAGAAAAGAUUGCUGUUUAUAGGAAGGGAUGGAGAAUGGCGAUGCUUUGCUGGGGUCAUGAAGUUUACAAAGUGCUUUUUACAGAGCAUAGCUCAAAGUAUGAUAGUUCUAAAUCAAAGACUUUGAACGGAG
This is a messenger RNA of Annulohypoxylon maeteangense, 2630 nucleotides long. RefSeq names its product DNA mismatch repair protein MutL. Gene Ontology annotation, cellular component: MutLalpha complex. The record is from RefSeq and is a predicted model, not a curated record. NCBI's taxonomy places the organism in Eukaryota, Fungi, Ascomycota, Sordariomycetes, Xylariales, Hypoxylaceae. Gene Ontology annotation, molecular function: mismatched DNA binding; ATP hydrolysis activity; ATP binding. Gene Ontology annotation, biological process: mismatch repair. The transcript is spliced from 3 exons. Bases 285 to 2450 code for a protein of 721 amino acids.